This is a messenger RNA of Amoebophrya sp. A25, 3066 nucleotides long. Lineage: Eukaryota; Dinophyceae; Syndiniales; Amoebophryaceae. The record is from the annotation of a GenBank genome assembly.
GACGCAUUCAAACUGUUCUUAGAGUAGCCAUGCAAUUUUGACAUUCACUCACAAGCUCGUCAUCAUCAGACUACGCCGUCAAAAUUUUGUCAGUUUCUACUUGCAGUAUUGAAAAGUACUCUUUGUUGGAAGUAAAAAAGAUACACCACCAGAGUACCAAAAAUCUAACACCGCAGUAUUUUGGUUCCAGCGCCAUGUCCUUCUUCUUGCGGUCGUUGCAAUCGCGGAAAUCGCGUGGCCUGUCUCGAGUACGACAUACGUCUGCACAAUGUGCCGGGCUACGCACUUGUCUCGUCACGAUCCAAAUGGUCAGCAUGACGUUCACAUUAUUCGAUGCUGGCGUCGCUGCAGCAUUCGUGAAAAAGCUUCCAUUUAUUAUGUCUAUUACAGAUAGCACCUGAAGCUGAACACACGUUUUGCUUUUGUGUCUAGGUCAAACUACGAGUCCCAUAUAAUGAUAUCCCGAUUUCAUCGAUCUGCAUUUUUACAGGCAGCUUGGUAUAUUAUUUACAUAAGUACAGCCUGAUCUUCUAAGCUGAAGGCGAGCCUCCAGACACUGCAACAGCAGCCAACGAAACUGAUCCCGAACCCUAGGAAAAUACUUCCACGACUUCAAGCGGAUAUGAACGAUCUUCCUUCCUAUCACGAAUGGAAUCAAAACCAGCCAAAGAAAGAGCUGGAUAUUCAGCGUCCACAAGCUACCAAUACCUCCACGUCGCCAGUAACAGCAGGAGGGUCUCCAGCAGCUCCUUUAGUGUCGUCCGUACCGUUACCAGGAGGACAUGGACAAGCACGAUCAUCAACGAAUAAGGGCACAAGGCUUUCGUCGUUCCCCUCACCAGGGACAGCACGAAUAGCAACAAGCAGUGACUGGAAGUAUCCGCUGCAAUCGCAACGAAAUAGAAAAAUGGGUACCACGGCAUCUGGAACGAGUUUUCAGCAACAUGUAACACCAUCACCACAAAGCACAAGAAGAAGAAUAGAGAUUCCCCUACUGGGAGGCCGAGGACGAUUUUUUGGCUUCUGGCACCAGCUGAUGGCGCGAAGUGAUGAGCCAAAAUUAGAUGCCACUGAUGUUGCAACUUCGAGUUCUAGCGCAAAAUAUAACGUGAACAUGGACUUCAAGGGCAAUAGAGACAAAAGAGUUGUUGAGGACUACGCCCCCCUACCACUGAUUUCACAGCCAGACUGGAAAAUGGAUCGCGCUAUUAGUGACUGUUGGGGGCUCGCCGGGCCACUAACUGCUUCCGACAUGAACCGCCUGACUACGCGUUUCAAUCCAUCCUUCCACAUGCAGGCCCACUGUCUUGUUACGGCCAACCUCUUCAUCUGUGCUGAUACAUAGUGUCAUCCCCAGCCUUGUAGUUGUACAUGUAUCUGUACCGUGAUCAACUGCAUAAUGACAUUACAUCAGAACACACUGCCCUCCCUCCUAUGUUCUCAGCCUCGAGCUACAGCUGACUCUAAACUUCGUGUCGGAAGUUCGGCAGAGGGUGUAACAUUCGUAGACGCUGCGGGACCCAGCCUUCCAUUGAGCAGCGGAAGCACAUCCAGAGCAGGACAACCAGGAAGCACCCUGCAAAAUGAAGUUGCCCACGUCUCGCGAUUGCCUCAGCGGGUCUCCAAGACUGAGCAAUGUGUUGAAAAUUCUGCCAUAUCAUCGAUGAAAGGAGCACGCCGUGGAUCCUCGUCGCUUGCCGCACCACAGGAGCUGCCUGUUCGCGACGACGCUUUUCCCGCAACCCUGGCUGAUGAUACGAGAUGAAGGAUUUAAUCACUGUCCUCGUGCCCCCUGGCCCAUCCCGAUAAAUAUGAACACCGCUUGUUGAUGGACUUUUUGAUGGUAUUUGAACCCGACGGACCUUACACAACAAAAAUGAUGAAUACUGUACAUAGCGCUAAUACUGGUGUGAUGAGAGUGCAGACGGCGGCUACGGAGACAAAAGACGCUUGUUCCGGUUCUGCGGCAUAUCACGAUGGCUUGGACCAGAAAGCUGCACUAAAACAGUUGGUGCUCUUGGACGAGUGCACUGCCAUGGGUAUGCUGCGCGAGCACUACUCUUUCGCCGACGAUUCCGCUGCUCAGGAGGAACUCAUUGCUGCUACUACUCCUGAGAGGAUCGAGGAAUCAAACGUUGAAUGAUAUUGGACUUUCUACUACACCGAAAGAUAAUUCACAAGCGCUUUCCCUUUAGCCACUGUUGUUUUGGCCCACCAGGUACCUUUUCCUAACUAUAUUAUGGAGUUCGAUUGAUUGCUUUACACACCCACACACUUGUUCCGUCAUUUUGCUAGUAAUGUGCGAUCAUAUUAUUCGGUCUCUGGUACUCUGCGUAUCUAUGACUCAUGCACGAAAUACUUGCAGGUGCCGUACGUUGGCUUCAUGAUAACAUCUGCGCAAAUCAAAUGCACGAUCGAGCGGUUUGACGCUUUUUUGCCUACUGCAUCCGAUUGUAUCGACGAAAAACGGCGUCUGUGCGCCAGUGUCGAGAUCUGAAUAGCUAAGUCUAUUCACUUUCUAGAUUAUAUAAAUAUUAUUUACAUCAUACAUGAUCCAUUUUCCGAAUCCGAAUAAAGAAAAAAAAUUUACAAAAUGGAGAUUUUAGUGUCAGUUUCAGCUCUUACGCUAGCAUAUUAUUGAUAUUUGCAUAAACAUGGAUUCUUCAUGGAAAGUACACAUGUUUUCGUCCUUUCUUUGUUUCUUGAGGCAAAUGGCAUGUAAUCAUGACUGAUCAUGUUGAUGUGGUACUCGAUUACGUUUCUUCAUUAGAGUCUCUUUGCAUACAUUAGUGGGGCUAUUCAUCAAAAGAAGAUAAACAAUAACUCGUCCUCUUGGGAAUUUCUUUGAUGAAAGUUGCUAGUGUAGCACAUCUCCGCUUGAUGUAAAAGCGAACUGGUUGCCACUUCACUGUGAAAGACUGACAAGGAGAUCGUCUGGUAAGAUGAUGUCUUACCACAAAUUUGGUUUUGGAUUGACGACCGUACUCGUCUCAAACUCAAUGCAUUCGCUUUUGGAAAAGGUUAUUUGAUUUUUUGUGCUUAAAGCAUAUGCAUCGAUUUGCGAAU